GUUUUUAACUGAACAGCUGUCUUUUGCAUCGUCGUGAUAGAAAUGUGUGGUCAGGCCUAAAACAUAACUAACACCAGUAAAACCGUUGUUUUGGUCGAGGCGCGUUAAGAUAAAUCUAGUCUACGUCAAAGAGUCGACGAGAAUAUGAGAAACUAAAAUUCAGGCAAAUUCAGGGACACCGUUUUAAGGUCUUUUCACAACGGCACAUUUCCGGACGCAGUUUAAUGAAACCUGUAAUCACAACAUCGUCAUCACAACAACAUUCCUCUGCAGCGGACUAGACAGAAUAAGAAUCAAUAAAAUGACACUUGCGGUGCACAAGUGAAACUAUAAAAGCUGAAUAGCCACUCCGGCUCGUGACCGCGGCUAUAGUGGAGCGGGACGUCGCUAUUGCGGGGCCCGGGAGCCUGGGGGUGUCGGUUUCCAUACCCGGACUGGUGGCGGACGGCAUGGCUUCGGGCAAAGGAGCAUCCAGGGGCCCAUCGCUGUGGGACAACAUGCGCUUGCGCUUCAUCGUGUGUUUUCUGGGCGUCUUCGUGUGUUAUUUCUAUUAUGGAAUUUUGCAAGAAACCAUUACAAGAGGUGAUUAUGGCCACGGCGACCAAAAGGAGAAGUUUCGAUUUGCCAGGACCUUGGUGUUCAUCCAGUGCAUCAUUAACGCACUGUUUGCCAGGAUACUGAUUCAGUUCUUCGAGGGUCCCAAGCCAGACUUCACCAGGAGCUGGCUGUACGCCCUUUGUUCCCUCUCCUACGUGGGAGCCAUGGUGUCCAGUAACUCUGCCUUACAAUAUGUCAACUACCCCACACAGGUGCUGGGAAAAUCUUGCAAGCCAAUCCCAGUGAUGAUCUUGGGGGUGACCAUCUUGAGGAAGCGCUACCCGAUGGCCAAGUACUUGUGCGUGCUUCUGAUCGUGAGCGGGGUAGCGCUCUUUCUAUACAAGCCCAACAAGAGCUCAGCUGUGGCGGAGGACCACAUCUUUGGCUUCGGAGAGAUCCUCUUGCUAGUUUCUCUCACGCUGGAUGGCCUGACAGGUGUGGCUCAGGACCACAUGAGGACCCGCUUCCAAACCAGCGCCAACCACAUGAUGCUCAACAUCAAUCUGUGGUCCACGGUGCUCCUAGGACUGGUUGUGCUGUGGACCGGUGAGGUGUGGGACUUCCUGAGCUUUACUGAACGUUACCCGAGCAUCUUGUACAACAUCCUCCUGUUUGGAUUGACCAGUGCGUUGGGCCAGACGUUCAUCUUCAUGACGGUGGUUUACUUCGGACCUUUGACGUGCUCCAUCGUCACCACCACCAGGAAGUUUUUCACUAUCCUGGGCUCCGUCCUUCUCUUUGGGAAUCAAAUGAGCGACAUGCAGUGGGUCGGCACCAUCCUGGUGUUCCUCGGUCUUGGUUUGGACGCUAAAUUUGGCAAAGGACCCAAGAAGACGACAUACUAAGACACCCAUCACGAGUCGGAACCUUCUUACACAGGCUGCAACUUCUAUGACCUCAUUUUUAAUUCAUACAAACUCCUCCGUUUUAACGCAUUCAUCAAGGACAAAACAUUUCAGCCUCUCCAAGUCACGAAUUGACCAAAAAAUGGCAUCAUGUUUCAGUAUCAUGUUCAAGGCCAAUAAUUACCCAUGUCAAUUGUCAUUUAUAAAGCAUAGGAGUCUUGGUUGAAUGUUUUUUUUCUACAAAUGAUCGGAUACUUUCAUUAAAAGGGAACUAGUCACCUUUCAUCGUAUUCCAAUUCAUUGGCGACAGCGACUCCUGUUGCCGCUUACUGGUGGUACAGUCACUCUGGUGGCCACGCUCAUCAAGCGUUCGAUCUUGACGAUAGUCAUCCUCUGAUGAUUUAAAGACACGACGCAAAACGUCAUUAAAACGCCGUUUUGAUACAUUUAUAUAAAUUACGUGUGACUGUGACGUCUUAAUAUGGAAGAUACCUGAAAGGACACAUUUGAAGGAAACCUCAACAAUGGCAACCUCUGACAGCUCCAAAUAUGAACCCAACCAUGAAUUAAGAAAACGGCACAAAUGUAACCUUUCAGGACGUAAACUGUUUCCUCCCUACUGUAUAAAAUCUAGUCGAGUUAUAGUGAUCACUUGAGCGUUUUUGCAACUUUUUGUCAGGCAAUCACCUCGGCGUCCUAUUUGAGCGCCGCCUGCCCGCCUGACUGCCUGCCUGCCUGUCUUCCUUCGGCUCAAACUGGCGGAUUAAACAACUCCGUUUUUGGCCAGACUUCUUUUAAUCCAUCAUCUGUGUACAAAUUGGGAGAAGCUACACCCUACAUCAGGAUGUUGGCUACAGUCCGCAAGCAACUGAUCAACCACCCGGCUCUGGGAUCGGAAGAACAACCCCGAGCCAUGGAACAAAAUGUCCCCGACUGAUCAGUACAAGUUCUACACAGUCAACACGGACUACAGCAAACUGAAGAAGCAAGGUCCCGACUUCUAAAGCGUCUCUCGUCCGCUGGAGCAAACGCACAAGUGCACUGUUGGACGCGCAUCAUGAGUCAUAUUUAAGUUUCAUCAUCGCGUCUCCUUUUAUUUGAAAGCGUGCUCGUCUUCACUUUUGAGUGCGUCAAUAAAGCGAAAGGAGUCUUUCUCCUCCUGACAAGAGAAAA
Molecule: messenger RNA, 2615 nt
Organism: Syngnathus typhle (broad-nosed pipefish)
Lineage: Eukaryota; Metazoa; Chordata; Actinopteri; Syngnathiformes; Syngnathidae
Gene: slc35b1
Product: solute carrier family 35 member B1
Exons: 11
Coding region: 450-1442 (330 amino acids)
Biological process (GO): UDP-galactose transmembrane transport
Cellular component (GO): Golgi membrane; endoplasmic reticulum membrane
Molecular function (GO): UDP-galactose transmembrane transporter activity; UDP-glucose transmembrane transporter activity
Source: RefSeq, a predicted model, not a curated record